UUCCCUCCAUACGCGAGGUUUAUGCUAACUGCAGCUAACAAACCAACUGACAACCGAGAACGUUCCCUGAAUCUGGAGCUUACUCAAAGUAAUGUCAAGAAAACCACGGCUGCCCACGAAGCUUCUAUCCCCGCAGUAGAUGUUGGGGUGUUUCUUCGACGGCAGUUUAAAUGCACCUGAGGCUCCGUGAAGAAGGCUGGUCUGUUGUUGACAUCCAGAACGGGCACGGAUGUGUCGCCAGCCUCGCCAUAGACUAGCUAGCGUAACUUUCUCACGGAAGUUUUCGUCUCUGGUAUGCUUUUCAAGCAUUUGCUCGCUCUGACGCGGCAUUAGGCCGGACUUCAGUCUCUACUUAAGUGAUUGCGAUGAAGCUCCAGUGCGAUGUCGAGGUGGUGAAUCGGAUGCUCCCGACCUUUGGGAUGAAAAGUCGAGGAAAGGGGACGAGAGCGGUGCUUUCCAUCGGGAAACAUUUGGACAAGACGACCCAACGCAGUAGCGUCUACUUGAUGAUCUGCACAGCCAAAGACAGAGCCGGAUCAAAGUACAAGUUGAAAGGCAACAUAGAGAAGUUCUUCACUUGGUUUGUGGAGGAAGGCAAGGCCACUGUGAGAUUAAAGGAACCUGCUGUCGACAUUUGCUUGAGCAAGGCCGAUUCCAAUAGCUUGAAGAACUUCCUUUCGGCUGCUCGUCUAGCAGACAGAGGAAGUGACGCAGGCAGCCUUCCUCUGUCCACACUGACUCCCGUUCGUGCCAGAGAUGUAGAGCAGCCCAAGAAGAAACUCACCAUCGUCUCCAAGAAGGAUUACCCUCUAACCUCCAACUUCCCCUACUCCUUGGAGCAGCUGCAGGUGUCAUACUGCAAACUGUCACGCGUGGACAUGCGAAUACUCUCUCUCAAAGCUCUGCGGAAGCUAGACCUCAGUAACAACCACAUCAAGAAACUCCCCUCCACCAUCGGUGACCUCAGCUGCCUUUCUGAACUCGUCCUCCAUAAUAACCACCUGGAAACCUUCAGCGAGGCGCUCUGCCUGUCCACCCUGCAGCGGACCCUCCAGCACCUGGACCUCAGCCAGAAUCGCUUGCAGUCACUGCCGGCUCAGUUCUGCCAGCUCAGAGAACUAGUGAACCUCAAACUGGACGACAAUGGGCUCCUGUGUUUGCCGUUCCACAUCGGCCGACUCUCGAAGCUGAGGUUCCUGUCUGCAGCGCAUAACCAGCUGGCUGUACUGCCCGGUGACUUCCGUAAGCUAAGUUUGGAGAACCUGGACUUGUUUGGAAAUCCGUUUAUCCAUCCCAACCCUCUGGAUCACACAAUGCAGCUUACAUUCCCCCUUCCGCUUCAGGAGUUGGCCUCCAGAGCUGUGGCCAAUCUCAGGAUCCCAUAUGGACCUCACCUCAUCCCCGCCCACUUGUGUCGGGACCUCGAAAUGGCCAAGACCUGUGACUGUGGCCGCGUCUGCGUCAGUUUCUACAUCAAGACUGCAGUGAGCAUGAACCUUCACCAAGUCUCUCACACAGUUGUGCUGGUGGAUGACAUGGGAGGCACAGAUUCACCUGUGGAGCAGCACUUCUGCUCACUUUCCUGCUACUCCGAAUUCUUAGACAACUCCCUCCAGAGAGGAGCCAGAUAAGAACGAGCACUUAUUUGACAGAAAAUGUCAUCAGCUGGAAAUGGGCGCGCUGCAGCAGGUAGCUUUGUGGGACAGUCGGGAGAGUAUCUGAAGAGGAAGCUGCCGUGGUUUCCUGAUGCUGCCUUUAAAUGAUGAGACAGUAUCGAGUUUGUUGUGUUUUUAAAACCUUUCUCAAGCUGCUUGUUUUUACGCUUAAAUUCGUGUUUUGAGGCGCUUUCCAUUUAUCAAAAUGGGGUCAGAGACAAGCAUGAAUAUGUUAGAUCCUGCUCCAUCUGAAACAGAGUGGCACUUACUGUACCUUAUGGUCGCAGAUAGCACAAAAUCCUGUGCUGAUGGCAAGUCUCUUAACCGUGUUUCCUUUUAUUUUUUUUUUUCCUUCCUUGUGUUUAGAGACAGCAGGUUCGCCUACUGACCCACUUCCAUCAGACGGGGGAAUUACAAGAUUAGAUACAUUUCUGAAAACAGUGCCUCAGGGUCAAUGAGAAACAGCCAAAGGGAGCUGGUUUUUAUUGUGCUAAUGACCCACAGUUUUUACAUGUAUGUGAAAGAUUAAAUAAAAGUAUUAAUUAUCACAUUUUAA
This is a messenger RNA of Archocentrus centrarchus (flier cichlid), 2211 nucleotides long. It is a transcript of the gene lrr1, whose product is annotated as leucine rich repeat protein 1. The transcript has 5 exons. Gene Ontology annotation, cellular component: cytoplasm. The coding region runs from base 366 to 1631 and encodes 421 amino acids. The record is from RefSeq and is a predicted model, not a curated record. Gene Ontology annotation, molecular function: protein binding. Lineage: Eukaryota; Metazoa; Chordata; Actinopteri; Cichliformes; Cichlidae.